CAGCGGACUAUUACCGGCGUUACAGUGGCCAGGAACAUCGAUCGAAAGCAAUACCUAUUUACCAGACGCUGUGUAAAAUAUAUUUUUUUUAAUAAUUGUGAAAUUAUUCUUUGUGAUUUUGUGAAGAUGGGACCAGAAACGAAUUAUUUGGCGUCUGUGGAAUUUGAAGUUCACGGUCAGGUUCAAGGAUGUUUUUUCACAAAAUAUUGCAAGGAAAUGGCGGAACAACUGGGCAUCGGUGGUUGGGUGAAGAACACCAAGAAAGGGACCAUUGUUGGCAGGAUACAAGGCACUAAAGAUAGUUUGGAUAAAAUGAUCGACUGGCUGAGCACAAAAGGAUCUCCAGAUAGCAAGAUAGAGAAGUGUGAUUUAUCAAACUUUGAAUAUGUGGCGCGACUGGCUUUUCACAACUUUAGCAUACGAUUUUAAUCUUUUUAAUAAAUGCUUUUUAUAUUU
Molecule: messenger RNA, 456 nt
Organism: Colias croceus (clouded yellow)
Lineage: Eukaryota; Metazoa; Arthropoda; Insecta; Lepidoptera; Pieridae
Product: acylphosphatase-2-like
Exons: 3
Coding region: 127-429 (100 amino acids)
Molecular function (GO): acylphosphatase activity
Source: RefSeq, a predicted model, not a curated record